GCGCCUUUUUUCUCUUCUCUGCGGGAGAGACCGGGAUGGUGAGGUAAGCGAUUAUGUAAUGUGAUUAUGUAAGUGCUUUGCUGUGAUGUGCUACCCGGCCUGCGCGUGGAGGGCUCAUCUCGUUGAUGAUCCAGGACGCGGAGUGCGUUGAGUAGCAGACAGCAGCAGCAGAGAGAAUUCAGAGAUGAUAGGUGAGAAAGAGAUGACGCCGACGGUACGACUGAGGCUACGCGAGGAGGUGCGAUCUACGCGGACGAGAAGUUUGACGCAGCGGAGUACGCCUGCGCGGACGUUGCGCGGGAGAAAAGGGAGGAGGGAUGAUAGCGAGAGCAGCGAGGCAGCAGAAGAGGAAGAAGAAGAGGAGGAGGAGGAGGAGGAGGGGAGUAGUGGGAGUGAGAGCGAGGUGAGUGAGAAGAAAAGACGGCGGGGGAGUAUUAUGAAGCGGGCAAGGACGCGGUCGCCGAGUAAUGGGGGGUAUAUGCGGGUCCCUGUGGUGGAUGAUAAGCCACGCGAGGAACGUCCGUAUGUCGAGUUCCAUCCUUCUCUGGCGGUUGAUGCGGAACUCCCACUUCUUGACGCGGACGAGGUCGAUAAGCCUAAGCCCGCGUCGAGCAGUACAGGGACUUCAAGCCGCCGACGACAGAGAGGAAGCAGCCAGCCUGCGGGGCUGAACAAGCCAAAGUUCAGGGUGGUGAGCAGGUCGGGGCAGGGGAUCGCGGGGGCGGCGGAGGAGUUGCCGCUGAGUAGCAAUGCGGCGGGGAGGGAGCAGAGGUUUGUGAUGCCGCGGGAGUAUAUCCGGGAGGAGAAGAUUGGGCUGGAGCCGGAUGAUGGGAAUGCGGUUGAGUAUGAUAUGAACGAGCAGGAUGAUCAAUUUUUGACGAUUCUGAAUGAGGAGAGGAGGAAGAGGUAUUCUGCGACCCCGAUCACGCGGUUGAUAUUUGAGGUGGUGAUGACGAUGCUGGAGAAGGAAUGGUUUGCGCUGCUGCGGCAUAUUCCAAAGGGAAAGACGACGCAGGCAAUAACUAGUGCAGCUGCUACUGUGACUAAUGAUGGAGCACGAGGGGGAUCUAUAGUUGCAGCAACAAGCGCAAGGGUAGAGGAAGAGAACGACGACUCUAAAUGUGCGUUAUGCGACGACGGCGAGUGCGAGAACAGCAACGCGAUUGUGUUUUGCGACGGAUGCAAUGUGGCCGUGCACCAGGACUGCUACGGGGUGCCGUUCAUCCCCGAAGGCCAGUGGCUUUGCAGACGGUGCUUGAGUGGUGGACCAAGGCGCGAUGUGUCGUGCAUUUUCUGUCCAAACAAAACCGGCGCGUUCAAGCAGACCGAUCGGGGCCAUUGGGCGCAUCUGCUAUGUGCGCUGUGGAUCCCGGAGGUGAGCGUGGGCAAUCUGGUGUACAUGGAGCCGGUGGAAGGGGUUGAGCGGGUGCCGCGGCAGCGAUGGAAGCUGGUGUGCUAUAUCUGCAAGCAAAAGACGGGCGCGUGCAUCCAGUGCAUGAGCAAGACGUGCUACAUGGCCUUCCACGUUACGUGCGCGCGGCGGGCGGGGCUGCAGCUGAGGAUGCGCGCGACGCAGGCGGUGGCGGCGUGUUUUGAGAAUUACGACCUGCUGGAGGCGUUUUGCGAGCGGCAUUGCACGGAGGAGUAUAAGCGGGAGCACGAUCUGAAGACGAGUGUGCGGCGCGCGCAGGAGCAUUACAGCAUGCUUUUGGGGAGUAAUCGGGAGUACGCGGACGCGCAGACGAGCGCGCUCAGGAACGCGGGGGGAGGGGGAGGGGUGGAGACGAGGCCGCGGAUUAUGCUUAAUUUGACGAGUCUGGGCGCGGCGGCAGAAAGCACAAGUACAGGGGUGGACGAGGACGGAGAGGGAGGGACAGGCGAGGAGGUGGUGAAGGUUGUGUGGAAGACGAAUACGGGUGCGCCGGUUGUGCCGCAUGCGAUAUACCGGAAGAUAUGCGAGCGGAUGAGCCGGUACGGGAUCCGGAAGAGGAAGGAGUUUGUGGCUGAGAUGUGCCGGUACUGGACGCUGAAGAAGGAGGUUGGGCGGGGAGCGGCGCUGUUGAAGCGCCUGCAGGUCGCGAUGGAGGCACUUCCGGACCGAGAGUUCACACGAGAACAAGAAGAGAAGAAGGUUGAGUUUGCGCGGUAUCUACGAGCGGACCUAGGACGACUACUAGAUCUAGCAGAGAAGGUAGUCGAGCGCGAGGAGCGGGUGCUCGAGCUGGCGGAGACGGAGGCGGCGAGCAUCGGGCGGGUUGUGAGCGGCGGUCGUUAAAGGAAUUGAAUUUCGCUUCAGGAAAAAUAAAUUAAAAGGCAGCGGCAGUGGCUGGUGGCGCCGCAUGAGGCCGUGGCGGGGUGUGGCUUGGCACGGCACAAGGGCUCGAGAGCUGGUGAGGUGAGGUGUUGAGAAGAGGAGUGAUGGUGGUAUGGUGAAGGAAUGAUAAUGAGAAGUAUAGAGAUAAUGCGAUUGACUACACUGUAUCAAUACAAUACACACAAAAGCAG
Molecule: messenger RNA, 2505 nt
Organism: Myxozyma melibiosi
Lineage: Eukaryota; Fungi; Ascomycota; Lipomycetes; Lipomycetales; Lipomycetaceae
Product: PHD-zinc-finger like domain-containing protein
Exons: 3
Coding region: 185-2275 (696 amino acids)
Biological process (GO): regulation of transcription by RNA polymerase II
Cellular component (GO): MOZ/MORF histone acetyltransferase complex
Source: RefSeq, a predicted model, not a curated record